Molecule: messenger RNA, 2193 nt
Organism: Lathyrus oleraceus (garden pea)
Lineage: Eukaryota; Viridiplantae; Streptophyta; Magnoliopsida; Fabales; Fabaceae
Product: mediator of RNA polymerase II transcription subunit 15a
Exons: 11
Coding region: 405-1922 (505 amino acids)
Biological process (GO): regulation of DNA-templated transcription
Molecular function (GO): chromatin DNA binding; transcription coactivator activity
Source: RefSeq, a predicted model, not a curated record
UCACAUUUUUUUUGUGCUUGAUGCAUUCUUGAUCCUAGCUCUAGAUUAAUCAUUGAGUAUGUUUAUAUAUGUGAAUUGAUGCAUUGCAUGCAUGCCUUGUGAAUUUUGUGAUCAUGGAAAAUCAUAUUUUGAUUGAUGAACUUGGCUAAGGAAGUUAACUUGGUUUGAUCAUGAUUUUUGUGAGUUGAUUUGGUUACUCACAUGAUCCAUUUUCAAGGUUUUUUUGAGAUGAGAUUUGUGAACAAUUUUAUUGAGCUUCACUUAUUUAGUUCCUUUUUCACGUGAUUUUUUCGACAAUGUUGUCUAUAAAUACGGAGGGUAAAAGUUCAAAUUCUGCAAACAAACUCUUACAUUGUAUUGAUUUUUCAGAGAAGUUUUAAGCACGCUUGUCGUAGAGAAAGAAAAUGAAUCGCGGUAAGCAAGUAGCCUACAUAGCGAAAGAGAGAUGGAAAACAACAGAAUACCGGAAAAAGGUCGUGAAGACAGUCGCGGAAGAGUUAAUCAAGCAUGGCACUCCUUUGAAAAAUUUUAGUUUACCUGAGCUUGUUGCAUCAGUAGAAAGAUUUGAGGAGAAAGUGAACACUUCUGCAAAAACUGAGGAUGAGUAUCUUAAUUUGGUGACAGCGAAAGUAAAAUCGAUCCAAGUGCUGUCACGGAAGGCCGCAGAAGCCACAAAUCAGCUAACAAAUGCUUCUUACUCAGCUGGAACAGAUGCAGACUUUGAUUGGCCGCAACAUAUUUAUCAAGAGAUUCAAAUUCUGAAACGUAAAUAUAACGCUGUAGUGCGUCGAUUUUAUGAAAAGAUUUGUAGUAAGCUUCAGGUUCAGCCUUCUGCUAAAGAUGUAAACUCAAGAGAAUUGGACAGAUUUAGACGCCAUAAGAAUUCAAUGGAAAGCCUUUUUUCACUCUUUGAAUUGAGUAAGAGCCAGAUCACUCCCGAUAUGAAGUAUCGACCGAUCGAAGCAGAUCGUUACAUACAAGGUCUUUUAAUGGUGAACGGUUAUACAGUGCAACAAUCAUCUGACUUGCAAUCCAAGCAACAACUGGUAAUCCAAAUUGGCAGUUCACAAUGCGGUAAACCUACAUCAUGUUCCCAAGAGAAAAGUCCUGCAAUUGAUCGACUGAUAAAAGCGUGGACAUCUAUUUCGCCCGAAGUACUGAGUGAAGCUGCUGGGGAACUUAAAAAGGCGAUUCAUUUCAACGAUAAAAUACCAGAUGCGAAAUCGUUAAAUGAACCACCAGAGAUGUUUGAUGAACUACAACAACCAACUAUUUUGAUUCCCCAAGAACGGAAAAGGCCUCGCGAUAUUGUUGCAAAGACAGUUUAUACUCCUAGCAAUUUUGCUAACAUGCACAUGCGUAAAGGCUUCAAUCUAGUCACUGCUGCCGCGGAAUCUGACUCGAAUUCAUUCAAAGUUAACGCAAAACGUCUUAAAACUAUGCAGGAGAAUGAGAAACUUAUAGAAGAAAUAAAAUACAUCAACAAUCAAUUGUUCGACUGUGAGGUUGUUAUCGAUGAAAAGGAAAAUGCUGAAAGAGGUACGCAAGAAAUUGAAGGAUUAGCCGUUAAAAUCUUGUUCAAUGCAGUGACUAUCAAUCAGAACCUCGUAUAUCACUUCACUUCUGAUAAAAAGUCGUUGAUGAAACCGUUACGGUUGGUUAUUCCGCCGAGUUAUCCGUCUUCCUCUCUCGUUAUUCUCGACGAAUUGCCAUGCCAAGCCGGUGAUGACUUGAGAGCUCUAUUUGAGAGAGCAAAAGCAAAGCUGAGAUUUCAUCUUCAAAGUAUGAACGAACCGUUUUUGAUAAAGGAUAUAGCAAGAGCGUGGGAAAGGUGUUCUAGAGAAGCAAUUCUUGAUUAUGCACAUGCUAAUGGUGGUGGAACAUUUACCUCAAUGCAUGGAGUUUGGGGAGCUUGUGAUUGAUUCAUUCUGAUGAUUUGUGUUGUUUGUUGAUUCAGAACAUGAAGAGUAUGAAAAUUGUUGAGACUAGUAAUAAGUUAUUGUUGUUUAAAACAGUUUCAUGCAUGGUGGUCAUGUUUAUGGGAAUUUAUGAUUACAUAGAUUCAGAACAUGAAAGGUGUGUUGUGUUGUGUUGAUGCAUUUGGUUUUGAAGAUAACUUUCCCUUUACUAAAUGUGAUCUUAGCAGAUUUGGUAAUUUUGGUUUUAAAAUCUAGAUGCUUAUUUUUGUGUUAA